Messenger RNA from Sebastes umbrosus (honeycomb rockfish), 3821 nucleotides. RefSeq names its product mutS homolog 3 (E. coli) (gene msh3). Gene Ontology annotation, cellular component: nucleus. The transcript is spliced from 24 exons. Lineage: Eukaryota; Metazoa; Chordata; Actinopteri; Perciformes; Sebastidae. The coding region runs from base 154 to 3540 and encodes 1128 amino acids. The record is from RefSeq and is a predicted model, not a curated record. Gene Ontology annotation, biological process: somatic recombination of immunoglobulin gene segments; mitotic recombination; mismatch repair. Gene Ontology annotation, molecular function: mismatched DNA binding; ATP binding; ATP-dependent DNA damage sensor activity.
CACAUAUGCGCCUGCGAUGUCACCACAUGCGCAGCUGUGUUUUGGAGCAGCAGUCAGCAGCUGAAGCCUCUCACUGCACCGGUUAGCUGAGCAUGUGUACAGAUUUCUACACAUGUUUAACGAUGCAGCUGAUGUAUAAGAGCAAAUGAAAACAUGCCAAAGUCCGUGAAGAAGUCGUGCAACACUCAGACCUCCAUCAGCAGGUACUUCACAGGUCGGAGCAGCAGCAGCUGUGGGAUUAACCCAAAUCCUGCACAGCUCCAGCUCUCCAGAGGCAAGAAGAAACCUUCCCCUGAUGAUGACUUUGGAUUACCAACAAAACGAGCCAAGCUUUCUGUCCGAGAGCAGCAGCAGGUGGAGGAUUUGGACUGUGAGCCGCCGGCAUCCUGUCAGAGCAUUAAAGAGACGACGCUAACGCCGAGCCGAGGAGCAGCCGGCCUCUGCUCCUCCACCUUGGAGAAGCUGAAAGGCUUCACCUGCUCGUCUGAGCCCAGCGUCACUCCUCACAGCGUCACUCCUCACAGCGACACUCAGAGGGAAGUUAAGAAGACAGACGGUGCUAGCAGUGAAAUCUGUGAACGAGGAAGCAGCGUCCGGCCUCCUCGGGACGUUAAAGAUCAACACAGCAAUAAAAUCCAACUCCGACAGCCAGAGGACGAGCAUGAGGAUGAAGAGGAGAUGAAAGAGGAGGAGAGUUCAGGGCCGGCUGCUACAAAACAGGGGUUCCACUUUUCUCAGUUUGCCAAGUCAGGAGGAGGAGGAGGAGGAAGACGGGGAGGAAGAGGUGCAGAGCCUAGUCCUCCUCCAUCAGACUCCAGCAACCCCUCCAGACGCACAAAGAGCGUGUACACUCCUCUGGAACAGCAGGUCAUCCAGCUGAAACAGCAGCAUACGGAUGCGUUGCUGGCUGUGGAGUGUGGAUACAAGUACAGGUUCUUUGGAGAGGAUGCAGAGAUUGCUGCAAAGGAGCUGAAUAUCAUGUGUCACCUGGAUCAUAACUUCAUGACGUGCAGCAUCCCCACGCACCGUUUGUUUGUUCACGUCAGGCGCUUGGUGUCCCACGGACACAAGGUUGGUGUUGUUAAGCAGACGGAGACGUCUGCGAUCAAGGCCUCGGGGGCCAAUAAGAACGCUCUGUUCACUCGUCAGCUGAGCGCUCUGUACACCAAGUCCACUCUGGUGGGAGAGGACGUGAACCCGGUCUGCAGACUGGGGGAUGUGGAGGAGGGGGGCCGUGGUGACGUGGUGUCGGACCCUCCUGACAGCUUCCUGCUGUGUGUCAGUGAGAACUGGGACAAAGUGAAGAAGCAGCUCACUGUGGGGCUGGUGGCGGUUCAGCCCAGCACAGGAGAUGUGUUACUGGACUGUUUCACCGACGGUCCGUCUCGCUCAGAGCUGGAGGGUCGCGUCCUAAAGAUCAACCCUGUGGAGAUCCUGGUGCCCUCUAACCUCUCAGAACAAUCCCACCGACUCCUGCAGAGCAUCGCCAACGCCAGCGCUCAGGCUGAUGACCGAGUGAGAGUUGAGAAGAGGGACGGCGCUCAGUUCGAGUUCACCACCGCAAUGAACACAGCCACCGAGUUCUACUGCCACACCCAGGACAAAGGCUCUCGCUCUCUGUCCAGCGUGGCCUCCUUGGAGAGCUCAGUGAUCUGCUGUCUGGGGCCGCUCAUCCAGUACCUCCAAGAGUUCAACUUAGAAAGAGUUCUUAGGAGUGAAAGCUCAUUCCGGCGUCUGUCCCGUGAGUCGGGGGGUAUGAACCUCAGUGCCGCCACCCUCAGGAACCUGGAGAUCCUCAACAAUCAGACAGAUGGCGGUGUGAAGGGCAGUCUGUUGUGGGUGUUGGACCACACUCGCACGCCGUUUGGGAGGAGACUGAUGAGGAAGUGGGUGAGCCAGCCCCUCACAGACCCGCAGUCCGUCUCAGAGAGGCAGGAUGCUGUGCAGGAGAUCCUGGAAUCAAACUCACUCACUUUGAAUUCAGUCAAAUCCCUGCUGUCGCAUCUGCCCGACCUGGAGAGAGGAAUCUGCAGCAUUUACCACAAAAAGUCUUCCACGCAGGAGUUUUACCUCAUUAGCAGCGGUCUGUCUCGCCUGGGGAAUGAGCUGCAGGCCUUGCUCCCAGCUAUCCAGUCACAGAUCAGCUCUGCGCUGCUCCAUGGCCUCCUGUUGGACACUCCUGACCUGCUGGCUCCGGCCCACAGCCACCUCAAGGUGCUCAAUGAAAAGGCUGCCAAGUCAGGAAAUAAGACGGAGCUGUUCUCAGAUCUGUCCGGCUUCCCGGUGCUGCAGGAAAGGAGGGAGCAGAUCCAGAGCGUCGUCGACGAGAUUCAAGACCACCGCAAAGAAGUCCGACUGGCGCUGAAGUCGCCGGCGCUGGACUACACGACCGUCUCUGGACUGGAGUUUCUGAUUGAGGUGAAGAACUCGCUGUCGUCCACCGUUCCACCUGACUGGGCCAAGAUCAGCAGCACCAAAGCAGUUGGCAGGUAUCACUCCCCUUUCCUGGCGGAGCGCUACAAGAAGCUGCUGCAGCUCCGAGAGCAGCUGCUGCUGGACAGCCAGAGGGAGUGGACCAAUUUUCUUGAUCAGUUUGGGGAGCACUAUCACACCAUGAAAAGGGCUAUUAGUCACCUAGCAACCAUCGACUGUCUCUUUUCAUUGGCUGAGGUGGCUAAACAAGGGGACUAUUGCAGGCCAGAGGUGUGUGAAGGACAGCGUCAGAUUCUGAUCACGGACGGCAGACACCCCGCCAUCGACCUGCUGAUAGGAGAGCACCACCAGUAUGUGCCCAACGUCACCCAACUACAGGGUGAUAGCAGGAGAACUAUGAUAAUCACUGGUCCUAAUAUGGGGGGUAAGAGCUCGUACAUCCGCCAGGUGGCUCUGAUCUGUGUAAUGGCUCAGAUGGGCUCCUACGUCCCGGCCUCUGAGGCCCGCCUGGGCGUGCUGGACGGCAUUUAUACCAGGAUGGGGGCUUCAGACAACAUCUAUAAAGGGCGCAGUACGUUCAUGGAAGAGCUGACCGAAGCCUCGGAGAUCAUUUUCCGCGCAACUGAACGCUCACUGGUCAUCCUUGAUGAACUGGGACGGGGCACGAGCACCCAUGAUGGGAUUGCCAUCGCCUACGCCACCCUGGAGUACUUCAUCAGAGAUGUGAAAGCUCUCACCCUGUUUGUGACGCAUUACCCUCCUCUGUGUGAGUUGGAGCGGGUGUAUCCUGAACAUGUGUCCAACUACCACAUGGCUUUCUUACUCAAUGAGCCCGACGUCGCCUCUGACACUGACGACGGAGAGGUUCAGCCAGAGUUCAUCACUUUCCUCUACCAGCUGACUGAAGGAGCUGCAGGGCGGAGCUACGGCCUGAACGUCGCCCGAUUGGCUGACAUCCCAGACGCUAUACUACACACUGCCGCACACAAAGCCAGAGAGCUGGAGAACACGGUCAACGCCAGGAGGAGGAAUAAGAAACUUCUCUCAGAUCUUUUGAGCGUCUCGGACAGAUCGUCCCUCAUGGAGUGGCUGAAGUCAAACUGUUGACGUCGCUGCAACAAUAUUCAACAGACACAUGAAGAAAAGAGAACUCGGCUCACGCUCAAAGAACAACACACAAGGAAGAAGUGAAAACUCAGAGUAGAGUGGUUGUUGCUGCUCUCUUUGCAAGUGUGUGUGUGUGAAAAUGAUUUUUCUCAAGUUCUGGUUUUCACUAUUAUCUGUACUGUAACCUCAAAACAUCAAUUAAUACCAACUGAUCAAGACUUUACAACCAACUAUAUGUGACAUUAAUGUGUUUGGUGAUUAAAUGAAAAAGAAAAAAAAAA